AUGAACCAGGCCACCGACGAGCAGCCCCAGUGGAUGAUCACCAACGCGUGCACCAAGCAGACGGGCAUCGAGAUGCAUUUCGAUGCGCCCGGCGGCGAGACCGUCGUCCACGGCCGGUUCCUGAGCAAGCUCAAGGACACGAUCGAGUUCGAGGUCCCCGUGAAGCCGAACAAGGCGUUCGAAUUCGGCGAGGGGACCGCCUUCACCGGGUUCUUCGUCGCGAGCGACGAGGCGUUCGAGUUCACCGGGACGGUCUCCGGGAGCGAGCCGGUCGAGGGGAACCCGAAGGCGGUCAAGGUGCUCGCCACCAAAGCCGGCGUGCGCUCGGUGCAGCGCCGCAAGGCGUUCCGCACGGAGUUCAGCGGCUUCUAUUCGGUGCCGGUGGUGAUGGUCGCGACGCAGGAGGACGAGGCGGCGGGGCCGGGGACGAAGAAGCUCGCGACCGGCGAGAUCCAGGACGCCUCGGCGCUCGGGAUCGCCGUCGUGCUCGAGGGGCACAAGGGGACGCGGCACAAGCCCGGGACGCGGAUGUUCGCGACGUUCUCGACGGAGCUGGACCCGCGCCCCUUCGCACUGCUCUGCGUGCUCGAGCACGUGCGUGAGUUCAGCGUGACGAUUUACGAGGGCGACACGGAGCGCACGGAGAACAAGACGUCGCUCGGCUUCCGCCUCGUCGAGUGGCCCAACCAGGUCGACUUCGGCAAGGAGAUGACGCGCUUCGAGCGCAUCGUGAACCACGUCCAGAGAGAACGCCGGAAGACGAUGGCCGCGCGCUCGCCGGUCGCGCCGGUCUUCGUCUCCGCCCGUCGGCCCUCCCGCGACAUGCCGACGGACCACGCGCAGCAGCUUUUCGAGAUCGCCUGUACCGAGCACGCGCCGGUCGAGGUGCACGUCCUGUUCGACGACGGGUUCGCCUCCGCCAUCGAGGCCAGGCUCGUCGCGCAGUGCGACGGCGGCGUGACCGUCGAGUUCACCGGCGCCUGCGCCGACCUCGGCGACGUCCGCAUCGGCAACCGGUACACCGCCACGCUGGAGACCGAGGGCGCGACGCUCUCGUUCUGCGGGGAAGUCCGCGGCGCGCGGACGGAUAUCGGCGAGGACCCCGUGCGCACGACGGUCGAGCUCACGCGGGGCGAGGUGCUCGACGCGGGCGAGGCCGACGCGGGCGAGGGGUGGUCGCUCGCGGCCUGA
This is a messenger RNA of Symbiodinium necroappetens, 1191 nucleotides long. NCBI's taxonomy places the organism in Eukaryota, Dinophyceae, Suessiales, Symbiodiniaceae. The record is from the annotation of a GenBank genome assembly.